Messenger RNA from Lutra lutra (Eurasian river otter), 5859 nucleotides. It is a transcript of the gene TYK2, whose product is annotated as tyrosine kinase 2. Lineage: Eukaryota; Metazoa; Chordata; Mammalia; Carnivora; Mustelidae. Gene Ontology annotation, biological process: intracellular signal transduction; cytokine-mediated signaling pathway; peptidyl-tyrosine phosphorylation. Gene Ontology annotation, cellular component: cytoskeleton; cytosol; membrane. The transcript is spliced from 23 exons. The coding region runs from base 1170 to 4757 and encodes 1195 amino acids. Gene Ontology annotation, molecular function: cytokine receptor binding; non-membrane spanning protein tyrosine kinase activity; ATP binding. The record is from RefSeq and is a predicted model, not a curated record.
ACCUCCGGGAGGUCCCCUGGAGGGCAGCGGCCGGCGGGAGGUGCGGUGGGAGGCGCGGCGGGAGGCUGCGCGUGGCGGAGGGUGGACGGAAACACCCGCUGCCUCGUGACCAGUCGAUGCCUGGUGGGUGCGCAUCGCGGCUCCUGCCCCAGCCAGUGAGGUUUUGGGGGUGGUGUUGGGGGGGCGGUGCGGGUCUCCUGGGUGCAGACGUCACUCCUACCGCAUCGGCAAAGCUGGUCUGCACUCAGUGGGGACGAGGACGAAGGAAAUGGGCACCCCCCGAAACCCCAUCCAUAUUUUCUCAAACGUUAACAUAUAGUAAUAGCGAACAUUUAUCGAGUAUGGACCGCACACCGAGCCCUGAGCUGAGCGCUUCCCCUCCCGCAUCUCACUGAAUCCUCCCGGCAUCGCUCUGGGGGAAACACUGCUCUGUGCCCCUUUUCCAGACGAGGAAACGGGCUCAGAGAGGAGCUGAUUCCCGAGGAAUCGGACACUGUGCUACGACGACACUCUUCUUCCCGUCACUGUUUAUCUUAAACUGGAGGACUUGGCGGCCUGACCCUGGGCCUGGCUCUCGAGGAGUCCCCCAGCUGGACUGAGGGGAGACUGGAAACAACCCCUCCUAGGCUGGGGGGAGUCCGCAGGGCGUGGGGUCACUCGUGCGGGUAGGUGUGGGACGCAUGAAUCUUGGCCUGCUAAAGAGAGAUCAUCAGGACGAUGAAAUCAAUAAUAAUGAUUUUAUUUUUGUUUUUGUCAUAUUUUGUUAUUUUUUCAUGCCUGCAUUAAGGGCUAGGUGCUGUGGGGAUGUCACAACCUUCUUUUCAUGGCAAUGCUCUCUGCAUCUUCAUUUUCCGAUGGGAAAACUGAGGCCCGAUGUGGCUAAGUGAUUUGCCUGAGUUGACACGGAGAGAGCCAAGAUUCGUCCCUGGUCUGUCUGACCUGCCUGCCUGGUGAUUUGGGGAAGGGGGGUGCAAAGCAGGUUUUUAUAUUAAUGCAAGUUUGUCCAAUAAAGGGGUUCAUUGUUCAUGGCAGAUCUAACAGGUGUGAACGUGUACCCCAACUCCAUCAAACAGAUGUAGAAACAGGCUCAGGGAGGGGAAUUGGAUGCCUAAAGUCACACAGUGAGGGGGUUCUAGAAUUUUCCCCUCAGGCCUAAUGUUUGGGGGCUCAUGGCCUAUCUCUUUCUAGCCAAGCCAGCUGUCAAAAGCAUGUCUCUGUGCCACUGGGGUGCCACCACCAGGGACAGCAGGCCUGAUGGCAAUGGAGCUCAGCCCAUGGCCACCAGGGGAGGCCUGAAGGUCCUUCUGCACUGGGCUGGCCCUGGCGGCGGGGACCCCUGGGUCACCUUCAGCGAGGCCACACUGACCGCAGAGGAGGUCUGCAUCCACAUUGCACAAAAAGUCGGCAUCACUCCAUCCUGCCUCAAUCUCUUCGCUCUCUUCGAUGCCCAGGCCCAAGUCUGGCUGCCCCCAAACCAUGUCUUGGAGAUCCCCAGAGACAUGAGCCUGACACUGUACUUCCGCAUGAGGUUUUAUUUCCGGAACUGGCAUGGCACAAACCCCCAGGAGCCGGCUGUGUACCGCUGUGGGCCUCCAGGGCCCAAGUCUUCCUCUGAACAGGCAGAGCAGGGCAUGCAACUACUGGACCCGGCCUCCUUUGAGUACCUCUUUGAGCAGGGCAAGCAUGAGUUUGUGAAUGACGUAGCAUCGCUGUGGGAGCUGUCCAGCGAGGAGGAGAUCCACCAUUUUAAGAACGAGAGUCUGGGCAUGGCCUUUCUGCACCUGUGCCACCUUGCCCUGUGCCGUGGCGUCCCCCUGGAGAAGGUGGCCAAGAAGAUCAGCUUCAAGGACUGCAUCCCUCGCUCCUUCCGGCUGCAGAUCCGGCGGCACAAUGCGCUGACCCGACUGCGCCUGCGGAACAUCUUCCGCAGGUUCGUGCGGGCCUUCCAGCCGGGCCACAUCUCGCAGCAGGUCAUCAUGGUCAAAUACCUGGCCACACUCGAGCAGCUGGCACCCCGCUUUGGCACGGAGCGCCUGCCCGUGUGCCACCUGGAGCUACUGGCCCAGGCCGUGGGGGAGCCUUACUACCUCCGGGACGCCGGGCAGGCUCCCCCAGAGCCUGGGCCGGAGUUGGCCACCGGACCACCCACUCACGAGGUGCUGGUGACGGGCACAGGUGGCAUCCAGUGGCGGCCGGUGCGGGCAGAGGGUCCCAGAGGCGAUGGCAGCAGCAGGAAUCCCCAUGCUGGCCCAUUUGGGAAGAGAACCAAGGCCCCAGCAGCGGGCGACCAGCCAGCAGACAGGCCUCAGGAAGCGCUGUGGACCUACUUCUGUGACUUCCAGGACAUCACACACGUGGUGCUGAAGGAAUGCCACGUCAGCGUCCACUGUCAGGACAACAAGAGCCUGGAGCUGACCCUGCCUUCCCGGGCCAUGGCCCUGUCCUUGGUGUCACUGGUGGAUGGCUAUUUCCGCCUGACCGCAGACUCGAGCCACUACCUGUGCCACGAGGUGGCUCCGCCACGGCUGGUGAUGAGCAUCCAGGACGGGAUCCACGGACCCCUGCUGGAGCCAUUUGUGCUGGCCAAGCUGCGGCCCGAGGAUGGCCUCUACCUCAUCCACUGGAGCACCAGCCACCUCAACCGCCUCAUCCUCACGGUGGCGCAGAGAGAGCAAGCCCCAGGCAAACAGCACGUGCACCUGCGCAAAUUCCCCAUUGAGCUGCAGGCCGGGGUCUUCACACUGGAGGGCUGGGACCGGUCCUUCCCCAGCGUGCGGGAGCUGCGAGCCGCCCUGCAGGGUUGCUGCCUGCGGGCUGGGGAUGACUGCUUCGCCCUGCGCCGCUGUUGCCUGCCACGGCCCGGAGAGAUCUCCAACCUCAUCAUCAUGCGGGGGUCUCGGGCCAGCACCGCUCCGCCCAACCUCAGCCAGCUCAGCUUCCACCGGAUCAGCCAGGAUGACAUCACCCAGCUGUCCCACUUGGGCCAAGGCACGAGGACCAACGUGUACGAGGGCAUCUUACGAGUGGGAGGCAGAGGCCCCAAGGAGGACACGGCAGACAGUGAGGAACCCCCUACGCCCAGUGGGGACUGUGGGCAAGAGCUCCGAGUGAUACUCAAGGUGCUGGACCCCAGUCACCACGACAUCGCCCUGGCCUUCUACGAGACAGCCAGUCUCAUGAGCCAGGUCUCCCACGUGCACCUGGCCUUUGUACACGGCAUCUGCGUGCAUGGCUCUGAGAACAUCAUGGUGGCAGAGUACGUGGAGCACGGGCCCCUGGACGUGUGGCUGCGGCGAGAGAAGGGCCACGUGCCUGUGGCCUGGAAGGUGGUGGUGGCCCAGCAGCUGGCCAGUGCCCUCAGCUACCUGGAAGACAAGAGCCUGAUUCAUGGUAAUGUGUGUGGCCGGAAUAUCCUGCUGGCACGGCUGGGGCUGACAGAGGGCACCAGCCCCUUCAUCAAGCUGAGCGACCCCGGUGUGGGCCUGGGUGCCCUUUCCAGGGAGGAGCGGGUGGAGCGGAUCCCCUGGACAGCCCCUGAGUGCCUCUCUGGCGGAGCCAACAGUCUGACCACUGCGGCCGAUAAAUGGGGCUUUGGUGCCACCCUCCUGGAGAUCUGCUUCGAUGGGGAGGCCCCUCUGCAGGGCCGUGGCCCCUCCGAGAAAGAGUGCUUCUACCAGAAGCAGCACCAGCUUCCUCAGCCCUCCUGCCCGGAGCUGGCCAUACUCACCAGCCAGUGCCUGACCUAUGAACCAGCUCAGCGGCCCUCCUUCCGCACCAUCCUGCGGGACCUCACUCAGCUGCAGCCCCAGAAUCUUGCUGACGUCUUGGCUGUGAACCCUGACUCACCUGCGUCAGACCCCACCGUGUUCCACAAGCGCUAUUUGAAAAAGAUCCGAGAUCUGGGCGAGGGCCAUUUCGGCAAGGUCAGUCUGUACUGCUACGACCCCACGAACGACGGCACCGGCGAGAUGGUGGCCGUGAAGGCCCUCAAGGCGAACUGCGACCCCCAGCUCCGCACCAGCUGGCGGCGGGAGAUCGACAUCCUGCGCACGCUGUACCACAAGCACAUUGUCAAGUACAAGGGCUGCUGCGAGGACGCAGGAGAGAAGUCGGUACCGCUGGUCAUGGAGUAUGUGCCUCUGGGAAGCCUGCGAGACUACCUGCCCCGGCACAGCGUGGGGCUGGCGCAGCUGCUGCUCUUCGCCCAGCAGAUCUGUGAGGGCAUGGCCUACCUCCACACACAGCACUACGUGCACCGAGACCUGGCCGCCCGCAACGUGCUGCUGGACAACGACAGGCUGGUCAAAAUCGGGGACUUUGGCCUAGCCAAGGCUGUGCCCGAAGGCCAUGAGUACUACCGCGUGCGCGAGGAUGGGGACAGCCCCGUAUUCUGGUAUGCCCCAGAGUGCCUGAAGGAGUGUAAGUUCUACUAUGCCUCCGAUGUCUGGUCCUUCGGGGUCACCAUGUACGAGCUGCUGACCUACUGUGACUCCAGCCAGAGCCCCCCCUCGAAAUUCAUGGAGCUCAUAGGCCUCACCCAGGGGCAGAUGACGGUGCUGAGGCUCACUGAGCUGCUGGAACGCGGGGAGAGGCUGCCCCGGCCGGAGAGAUGUCCUUGUGAGAUCUAUCUCCUCAUGAAGAACUGCUGGGAGGCGGAGGCCUCAUUCCGCCCCACCUUCCAGAACCUCAUACCCAUUCUCAAGACAGUCCAGGAGAAAUACCAAGGCCAGGCUGCCUCAGUGUUCAAUGUGUGCUGAAGCCUAGCAGUGGCUCUCGGGGGACCGGAGCAGGCGCCCACCCAGAGGGCCUUCCGGGUCCCAGAGGAACCUGACAAGGAGAGGCCUGCCUCACCGUUCCCAGUGCCUUACUCCUGACCGGAGCCGCCACGUCUGUGAAUGGACUUUCCUUCUGUCUUACUCCCUUGGGUUGCUGUAGCAGUCUUACGGAUGGGAUGGCUUAUAAACAGAAAUUUAUUUCUCACAGUUCUGGAGGUUGGGAAGUCCAAAACCAAGGUGCCAGCACGGUCACAUUUUGGUGAAGGCCCUCUUCUUGUUUCACAGCCAACACCUUCUGGCUGGGUCCCUACAGGGUCGGGGGGGCGGGGGACGCUGGGGAUCUCACUGGAGUCCCUCUUAUAAGGACACUUAAGCCCAAGGACACCAUCAUGAUUUAGCACCUGCCAGAGGCCCACCUCCUGAUACCGUCAUAUCAGGCAUUGGGAUUUCAAUGUGAGAAUUUUGAGGGGACGCAAGCCUUCAAACUGUCACACCCUCCAUGGUUAUGAUCCUGGUGCAGGCCCCUGAGGGACCCAGGACAAGCAAGGACCUAAUCAGGCCCUUGAAUCCAAUCUUCUGGCCUCCCCACUCCCAGCCUUAGUUAGGGCCCGGCAUUUCCACUAGCUGGUAAUAAACUCAUAUUUUCUCUGCUGGAGGCCGUGUUCCUUGGGCCCUUCUUCAGCCGGUGUUUGCUGUCCUGGGCUUUGCAGCUGGAGCAGGAUGCUGCAGAGGAAGGCAGACAUAUCUCUGACCUUUGCUUCCACCAAAUCCCCAGCUAGCAGGCCAGUGCCUGGAGCACAGAAGGCUCGUGGGAGCUACUCGCAUAGAGAUCAACAAAGAAUGCAGGGCUUGGAGGGGCCCUGCACCAGGUAGAUAAGCCUUCCGGGUUCACGCUUUCCUCCCUGUGUGACUUCAGGCAAAUGGCUCUCCCUCUCUGGGCCUUAGCUCUAAGCUCUGACUGGGCAUUGUCAUGCUGGCUACCUCGGGGGACUCACAGAAAUAGUUAAUGGGGUUCUUUAAGUCAGACGCUUAGUGGACAGAUAUGCAAACAAUGUACUUAAUAAACAUUUUAUAUUCUUGUUAA